AUGGCAGAAGGAGGUUUGCGGGAUUUCUGUGACGACUUCUAUAGAGCUGCUGCAAAUGGAGAUUUUGAGACAUUACAGACAUGGUUGGAUAAAGGUCAUGAUGUCGACACAGAAUAUGAUGAGGAACGUAUGAAUGCUUUGACGGUAGCUGUACGUAACAAUCAUUUUCCGGCAGUUGAACUGUUGCUGUCACGUGGCGCUAAUGUCAACCAAACAAACGUGAUGACUGCAUUGAUGUAUGCUGCAGAGAAUAACAGUUGUGACGCAAUUACAUUAUUAUUGAAACAUGGUGCCGAUAUACACCAUCAAGACAAGUUUCAGAAUACUGCGUUGAUGUAUGCAGCAAGGAAUAACAGUUGUGACGCAAUUACAUUAUUAUUGAAACAUGAUGCCGAUAUAAACCAUCAAAACAAGAAUCAGAAGACUGCGUUGAUGUAUGCAGCAGGGAAUAACAGCUGUGACGCAAUUACAUUAUUAUUGAAACAUGGUGCCGAUAUACACCAUCAAGACAAGGAUCAGAAGACUGCAUUGAUAUAUGCUGCAGAGAAUAACAGUUGUAACACAAUUACAUUAUUAUUGAAACAUGGUGCCGAUAUAAACCAUCAAGACGAGUAUCAGAAGACUGCGUUGAUGUAUGCUGCAAGUAAAAACAGUUGUGACGCAAUUACAUUAUUAUUGAAACAUGGUGCCGAUAUACACCAUCAAGACAGGGAUCAGAAUACUGCGUUGAUGUAUGCUGCAGAGAAUAACAGUUGUGACGCAAUUACAUUAUUAUUGAAACAUGGUGCCGAUAUACACCAUCAAGACGAGGAUCAGAAGACUGCGUUGAUGUAUGCUGCAGAGAAUAGCAGUUGUGACGCAAUUACAAUAUUAUUGAAACAUGGUGCCGAUAUAAACCAUCAAGACAAGACUGCUGAUACAUCACUGUUAAUAGCUUGUGGAGCGAAUAGUUAUGAUGCAGUUAAAGUACUUCUAUCAAAAUCGGAAAUCAAUCAUCGCGAUAAGUAUCAGAAGACUGCGUUGAUGUAUGCUGCAAGUAAAAACAGUUGUGACGCAAUUACAUUAUUGAAACAUGGUGCCGAUAUACACCAUCAAAACAUGGGUCAGAGGACUGCAUUGAUGUAUGCUGCAGAGAAUAACAGUUGUGACGCAAUUACAUUAUUAUUGAAACAUGGUGCCGAUAUACACCAUCAAGACAAGUAUCAGAUGACUGCAUUGAUGUAUGCUGCAGUGAAUAACAGUUGUGACGCAAUUACAUUAUUAUUGAAACAUGGUGCCGAUAUACACCAUCAAAACAUGGGUCAGAUGACUGCAUUGAUGUAUGCUGCAGUGAAUAACAGUUGUGACGCAAUUACAUUAUUAUUGAAACAUGGUGCCGAUAUACACCAUCAAGACAUGUAUCAGAAGACUGCGUUGAUGUAUGCUGCAAGUAAAAACAGUUGUGACGUAAUUACAUUAUUAUUGAAACAUGGUGCCGAUAUACACCAUCAAGACAUGGGUCAGAUGACUGCAUUGAUGUAUGCUGCAGAGAAUAACAGUUGUGACGUAAUUACAUUAUUAUUGAAACAUGGUGCCGAUAUACACCAUCAAGACAAGAAUGCUGAUACAUCAUUGUUAAUAGCUUGUGAAGCGAAUAGAUAUAAUGCAGUUAAAUUACUUCUAUCAAAAUCGGAAAUCAACCAUCGCAAUAAGCAAGGUGGAAAUGCUCUCAAUAAAGUGUUGCAAAGGCCUUGGUAUACGCUUGACUUUGAUGUCGAUACGAAGACAUCUGCACUGAAUAUUAUGAAAUUACUUCUGGAGACACACAUCGAUAUAAACAAUGUUGAUGAAAGAAUGCAGACACCAUUAGAGUAUAUUGAUUCGAACAUUAGGGAAGCAGGUAUUAAAACAGACUUCUACAAAGAAGCUAAACUAUUACUUUUGAACGCAAUACAGGAACGUGAAAAGAGUGAAUUAAUGAUGCAGGAUGGAGUUAAAAUUGAUGCAGUCAAGUUUUACUUUGCUGGUCACGGUGGGGUUGGCAAAACAACUCUUAAAGAAACUCUGAUGAGGAGAAACUACUCUUGUCCACCUGGCAAAGACGAUUAUGUAAAAACAGCUGGUAUCGAGGUCAUGAACUACGACCUUCCAGGGGUCGGAAGGAGCAGCCUUUGGGAUUUUGCAGGUCAAGCUCAAUUAUUCGUGUCACACACAUUGUUCCUUGAUCCAAGUAAAGCAACAUUCCUACUUGUUUACAAGAUAGUCACUCAUGAUGGAAAAAAGCUGGUAAGGCCAAUGGACUUGAAAGAGACAAAUUUAAAAGAGUUGUUUGUCUGGCUUAAGAUGAUACGCAACUCUUUCAUACAAUCUGAUAUUGACCCAGCUGCUCGACCAGAGAUUAUUCUGGUGGCCAGUAGAGCAGAUUGGGCAAAUGAAUACAAAAAUGAAGCCGCACUUGUCAAGGAAGAAAUUUUGAAGGAAUGUAAAGAAAUGAUAAAAGAUCAGGUUCACAUCUCAGAUGAAACAUUUUUAGUAAAUUGUAAUGAUGGUAACAGUUCUGAAAUGCAAGAGUUGAGGGCGGUACUCCGCAAUAGAAGAGAUGCCAUACUAAAGCUUGAAAACCCAAUGCCAAAGAUAUGCGACAGAAUAUUGAAAUCGAAAAACGAUUGGACUCGUGAUAACAUUGGUUUUCCAGUUAUGAGUUGGUCUAAAUACUUUGAUCUAAUUAAGAACACUGUGGAUUCUAUGGUGAAAGAAGAUUUCCUUCGAACAGCAACCAAAUAUCUACAUUAUGGCGGCCAUCUUAUACAUUUGAAAGGCAUUGUAAAGGAUGGAACCGAUGUUGUAGUCCUAGUACCACAGUGGAUGUGUAGUAGAGUGAUGGGUCCAUUCCUGGCAUCAGAAGAAUUCAUUCAGUUUGCCAAGAAGUUGCCAAAAAGGAUGACACAUGAGAGGCAGGACAUUGAAAGUGUAUUUGAUGAGGCAACUAACAAAGAUUUGGUUGUGGAGUUGUUAGGUGCACUAGAAUUACUGUUUCUUUUCAAGAAGGAUUCUGAAGAUAAUUUUUUAAAAGAUUUGUUCAUUAUUCCUACUCUACUGCCUGAUCGUAUGCCUGAUG
Saccoglossus kowalevskii is the source of this 3097-nucleotide messenger RNA. RefSeq lists its product as uncharacterized. Gene Ontology annotation, biological process: positive regulation of transcription by RNA polymerase II. Lineage: Eukaryota; Metazoa; Hemichordata; Enteropneusta; Harrimaniidae. Gene Ontology annotation, molecular function: protein binding; transcription cis-regulatory region binding. Gene Ontology annotation, cellular component: nucleus. The record is from RefSeq and is a predicted model, not a curated record.